AUUGUUAUGGUCCACUUCAAUACCGUUCUUUAUGCAAACUGCAUCUUUAGGCGGCUCUCCUGUCUUCCAGUCUUCCCUCUUUCUCGUAGAAGCUGUCUUGCACAUGCUGCUUGUACCAACAUUCUCCACAGUAAUAUGCGUUUCUUUGACGCCGAUUCCCAAGCAACAGCAUUCCCUCGAUCUGCGCGUUGAACCAUUUCUUGUCUGUCACACUACUGAGCGCUUCACCUCCUCCGGCACCAAGCCUCCUGCUAGUGCUUUCACAGCUUUUCAUUGUUAAUAUCGUAAGACCCUCCCAUCCACUUCCAUGGCAACGAAUUCUAUCACUGGUGGUCGAGCAGAGAGUGAGCCUACAAACAAUUCUCAAGGAACUGCAUCGUCUUCAUCUACUUUGUCUACAUCAUCGUCUCGGAGCUUGUUUUCAUGCUGCUUUGGGCGUUCAGUGGAAUCCAAUGUCAGGGCAUCUAAUUCUGCAACCUCUGCUCGACAGGAGGAGCCUGCAAACACUCCUCAAGUAAAGGCACCGUCUUCAUCUUGUUCUACAUUAUCUUCUCGAAGCAUUUUUUCAUGCUGCUUUGGGUGUUCAAAAGAAUCCAAACCCAUGACAUCUGCUUCUACCAACGAUCCUAUUCCAGAAAAUGAGGUAAUGGGUACAUCUGCUUCUACCAAUGAUCUUAUUCCAGAAAAUGAGGUUAUGGGUGCAUCUGCUUCUACAAUUGAUCUAAUACCAGAAAACGAGGUUAUGGGUGCAUCUGCUCCUAAUUUUACCUCUGAUCUAAUACAAGAGAACAAGGUUAAAGCUGAUUCAGAGGGGAUUACACCAUCUGCAUCUACUUCUACCUCUGAUCUUGUACCAGAAAAUCAGCUUAAGGUUGCUCUUCCUGAAAUUGCACCAUCUGCAUCUACUUCUACCCCUGAUCUUGUACCAGAGAAUCAGGUUACGGCUGCUUUUCCUGAAAUCGCACCGUCUGCGUCUACUUCUAACCUUGCUCUUGUAAGAGAAAAUCGGGUUACAGGUGCUUUUCAAGGAAUCGCACCACCCGCAUCUACUUCUACCUCAACACUCAUGCACAAGCCAUGCUACGAUGUUUUCAUCAAUCAUCGUGGACCCGAUUGCAAACACACGCUAGCUAGCAGUAUAUACAAUCUCCUCAAAAAUAUGAAGGUGCCAGCUUUUUUGGAUUCAGAGGAGUUGGAAUAUGGUGAUUUCUUGCCUACGACAUUAGAAGCAGCAAUGCGCAAUGCCUUGCUCCAUAUAGCAAUUUUCUCUAAGACUUAUGCAGACUCAGCCUGGUGUUUGGCAGAGCUCUCAUUUAUGCUAAAAACUGGCGCCAAAAUUGUUCCUGUUUUCUACCAUGUAGAGCCCACCGAUCUUAGAUGGGUAGCUCAAGGGAAAGGAAAAUAUGUUGAUGCAUUUGUGAAGUAUGAAAACAAGGGGAGAUACAGCCCAGAAAAGCUUCAGGAGUGGAAAAAGGCCCUCCAGGAUGUCUCAUUUUACACUGGUGAAAUCGUCAAAUGUGAUGAUGAUGAGAAGAGGCUGUUGAAGAAAAUCGCUAGUUGUGUUUUGAAAGUAAAGGAUAAUGUGCCAUUAGAUGUUGCAAAACACCCAGUCGGUCUCCAAGAAAUAGUACAAGAAUUUGAGAUGAAAAUGCUCCAAUCUGCCGAGGGUGUACAUAUUGUGGGAAUAUGGGGCAUGGGUGGUUCGGGCAAAACCACUCUUGCCAAAGAGUUAUACAACAAAAGAUCCUCAUCCAUAGAGAGGCCUAGUUUUAUUUUUGAUGUUAGGGAUAGUGCAGCCAAGGGCCUGUUGCAGAAUAAGCAGAUUCAACUCCUCAAAGACCUUGGUGUUGAAAAUGUGACAUUUGACAAUACAGAGCAUGGUAAGGCAAUUCUCAAAAGGCAUUUGAGAUAUGUCAAGGUGUUCAUUGUUGUGGAUGAUGUAGAUGGGGUAGACCAGUUGGAUGCUCUGUUGCCAACAUAUGACAGUCUUCUAUGGGGUAGCCUUAUUAUUGUUACAACACGAGAAUAUGAAGUUCUUAGAUCUUGGGGCAUAUCUUCUGUAUACAAAAUGAGACCUCUUGAUCCAGUUUAUGCGGAACAACUUUUUUGUUGGCAUGCCUUCUUACAACCCUCUCCUUUGGAUGGAUUUGAGGAGCUUGUUAAAAAGUUUCUAGAGGCUUGCAACGGAUUACCUCUAUCUCUCAAGGUAUUUGGAGGACAGCUGUAUGGACAGCCCAACAAAGAAUAUUGGGAGUCUCUUUUGCACAAGAUCUGUAGAAUAUUGCCGGAUGAUAUUAAAGAGAAGCUCAGGGUAAGUUAUGAUGCUCUUGAUGAUGAAGAGAAAGAGAUGUUCCUUGACACUGCUUGUUUCUUAAUUGAAGAAGAGAACAGUCUGGCAAUUGAAUUGUGGAAUGGAUCAGGGUGGAGUGGUCUGCACGGUUGGGAAAAGCUGCUGAAUAAGUGUUUGGUUGAACUUGACAAGGACAAUCACAUAAGAAUGCAUGAUCACUUAAGAGAUUUGGGAAGGGAAGUUGCAAAUCAACAUUCACCUUAUCGACUUUGGUUACCACAACAGAUUAUUAAUGUUGAAAAACAAACAGAGGCCGGUAAGACCUAUCAAGUAAUGAUCCCUUCGAGAAGCUCAGACGAGGAACUCAUGCCCAACAGUAGUGGAGGAAAUUGGUCUCUUACACCCUCUUUACACGGGCUAAAGAUCUUUGUGAUUAGAGGAGAUUAUUGUAAUAAAGUUAUGUGUGAAGUAUCAAGGGAGCUGGUCUGGCUUCGCUGGUUCGAAAUUGGGCAGAGAAAUCUCCCCUCAUGGCUUCCAUUGAAAAAUUUGUGGGUUCUAGAACUCUAUGAACAAGAGUGGGGUGCUGAACAUCACUUAGAAGAGCUGUGGGAGAGUGACAACGAUGCUCCUGUGCAGUUAAGAGAGCUGAUUAUUUCUUAUUGUGAAAAAUUUCAAGGAUUUCCAACCUCAAUCGGAUGUCUCAAUAAGCUGAAAAAGAUAGUAAUCACAGAGGGCUUGAAUUUUGUGAAUCUGCCAGAAGAAUUUUGUCAGCUUCAAUCAUUGAAGCACCUGCAAUUAUGUGGCUGUAACGGCCUGUCAUCACUACCCAGCAGUUUCGGCGAUUUGAAAAAUAUGCGGUAUCUAGAUUUGUUCAAUUGCACAAACUUGAGGAGGUUGCCAGUCUCUUUCAAGAACCUGAUGCUCCUGGAACAUCUCGAUUUAAGGAUGUGUGAAAAACUCACGUUCACAUCAGAGGACUUGAACAUUCUGGAAAACAUGACAAAGCUGGAAUUUUUUAGGCUUUCUGGGUGCGAGCAAGUAGAAGAGUUGCCUCGUCACAUCACAAAUCAGGCGUCCUUGAGAGAGCUCUAUUUAGAUGGUAUGAAGAGGUUAAGGGAGCUAGCAAUUGACAUCGGCCAACUCAGUAGGCUGCAAAAGUUGAUGAUAGGGAGUGACUUGUUGACAAGCUUGCCCAACUCUCUUGGAGAUUUGCAAUCCUUGAAGAAUCUUUCAAUUCGUGUUUGUCCGAAACUGGAAUCUCUGCCAACAUCUCUUGGAGAUUUGAGCUCCUUAACUGAUCUUCAAAUUAGUCAGUGUUCUGAGCUGGAAUGUUUGCCGUUUUCUGUGGGGCGUCUUAAUCUAUUAGAGCAUUUGGAAAUAUACGAUUGCCUGAUCAACCAAAUAGAUUUUGCGGUGGCAUCUUUACCUUCUUCUGCAUUCAGCAAGCUGAAUCGAAUAGAGAUAUGGGACACUGAAGUGUACAAGAUUUCAAUUUCUGAUCACUGUUAUCCCUGCCUUGAAAAACUCAUGCUAGUCGAUAAUUAUAAUUUAACAGACAUUGAAGCAUUGCCAACAACAGUCAAGUCAAUAACUUUGUCAUCCUGUGAAAAUCUGAAGAAUAUAAGGGUCAUCUGUGAUCUGGUAAACCUUGAAAGGCUGCUAAUAAAGUGUUGCCCAGAGUUGGUUGAGCUUCCGAGCUUUGCACAAUUGACAUCCCUCACAUCAUUUGACCUAAGAGGAUGCGACCGAGUUGAGAAAAUUGAAGGUUUAGAAUACUGCACAAGAUUGGAAAGCUUGGAAAUAGAAACCCUGGGGGAGCUCCCCGGUAUAAAAAGUUUGGAGGACUUGAAGAAAUUGAAGAAGCUGGCAAUCAGAGAAAACAACGGAUCAGCUAUUGGGAGUUGCAUUCAAACAAUAUAGGUAAUAAUAAUUUCUAGGAAUACAAAAUUCUAAUUGUUUUCCUGCAAUUGUGCAUUUGACUGAAUGUUGUACGCGGGCAGUUCCUGAUGCGGCCUCACUAGUAAAUUCCUUACUUCUUCUCCAAAUCUCGUUGUGGUUGAUUCCAUCUCUAACCAAAAAAUUCAGACCAAGCCAAAAUUGGUGAAGAAGGGUUCCUCCAAUCUCGAUGCCAUUAUGCUCUGUUUAGUUAUAAAUCGUGUUUCUUCACAAAUCUCAUCACUCCGGGUAAAUAUGGAAGGAGUGGAGAUGGAUGAGGGUAGAUGGGUAUGGACAGGUCUCUUUACACAACGUUCCAGGGUUACAAAGAGUUCUCGAUAGGGUACGACGGAGAGUGGGGAGAAGAGGAUGGAGUAGAGAAAGGUUUGGUUGUGAGAGGGCAAGUUAAAAAACCUAGCUGGUGUUUUUCUCAGCUUACUACCGCUUUUACUUCCUUGAUGAGGAUGAAGUGGUGAAGAACAGAGGGAAAGAGCAAAGACUAGUUCAGGCUUCUAAUAUUUCCAAAUAAAUUCAGUUAAUGAUCUUUUAAUUAAACGGAGAGGCUUCCCCGACUGGCAACAAAAGAUUGGUAAACGAUUUGAUUUUUUAGUUAAUUUGACUCCUGCGUCAAGAACUGAGGUAGCAACAAUGCGUGAGAAUGUAACAGAUCGAGGUUUUGAUAGAAUGAAGCCCAACCGUUUUCCCUCCAACGGUGGCUAUUGACCACCUGUUUUCUUUUCUAUAUAUUAUUCAGUUUCGGCUGCUCAUUGUAUGUUUUUAAUACAGAGAUUAAUACAAGAUUCCCCCGCUCUUCAAUGUGGAUGUAGGCAAUUGCCGAACCACUAUAAAUACUGUGUCAUUCUUCUGUGUAUAUUUUUCUUUCUGUAUUUAUCUGUUGUUUUAAUCUUUCGCAAUUCUCUUCACGAGGGAGUGGAAGAAUCGCACAGGAUAGUGGAAGAGUGGUAAAUAAAUUACCGUUGCACUAUAUAAUGCCAGGCUGAAUUUCUUUGACAGCCCCGCGUCCAAAAUAUUAUAACAUGCAGAUAUAAGUUCUAUGCUGAAAGAAUCCUUGCACAAACAAGCUUCCCUGCUUACCGAUAACGCCUCUCGUAAUACCACUUUGUUUCAGCAAAUGCGUUUAGACAGUUUGUGUGAGAAUUGUGAAAUAGACGAGGGUUUUGAUCCCUCCGUCCAUGACAUUAUUCUUGUAAAAUCUCAGUUUUAUUUGGAGUUGGAGAAAUCAGUUAGGGAUUUGAAGAGGUUUUUGUUCCAGAACAAGAUGUUGGUCCUUGGUGUGCAGUGUAUCGGGUGAGGUAAAAAAACUACUUUGGCAGUGGCUCUAUGCAAUGAUGAUGAUAUUGAAGGUAAAAUGUUCUCCUCGAGUUUGUCUGUUUAGCCUUUGCCAGAGAUCCAGUCAAUCUCAAAUUUCUGGUAUUAAGAUUUUGGAUAUUGUUGUUCUGUAUGUGAUUGUGAGAUAAACUAACAAACAAGAAUUUUCAGGGCCAAAAGUAAGUAUAUUUAGGCGAAAAGGUUGUAGGUACUAGAUUUUAUUCAGUGUGUUUUCUUGUACAGCUGAUGGUUUCUCUCUCUCUUUUUGUCAACAAGUUUUUCAAGCUCUCUCUGUCUUCUUGUUAACAAGUUUUUCAAGCUUUGUUUGAUUGUCUUUGCUGAACUUUUCAUCCAAAACGAUUUUGACUGUAGACCAUAAAAUAUAAUAAGUGUGCUUCAACCUAUAGUUUCUAAGAUCUUCUUGUUUCUUUAUGAUUAUCAGGAUAUUUUGAAAUCGUGGUUUUCGUUACUGUUUCAUAGUCUCCAAAGGUGAAAGAACUUACAGAGAUGAUGUGGGAUAGCCUGAGUUUCAGAAUGCAGAAGAUGCACGUAUGCAGCUGCAGAAGCAGCUUCAAUGGCAAUCUAAAUCAAUUCUGGUGGUAUCGGAUGACGUCUGAUCCAGAGUAAAAUUGGAUAAAUUAUUAUUUCAAGGGGCACGGUACAAGACUCUUAUCACAACUAGAGAUAGCUCUAAUAUCCCCAGAAACCACUCCACUCAAUUGUAUAAAUUACCAUUUCUGGGCAAUGAAGAUGCUCUGUCUUUCUUCUGCUUCUGCGCUUUCGGACAGACAUCAACGCCAACUAAUGCAGAUGUAAAUCUAAUUAACGAGAAUGUAAAGGCUUGCCGCUUGCUCUAAAGGUGAUUGGAAGCUGUUUGAAUGGAGAACAUUGUAUGUCCUGGGAAAGUGCAAAGAACAAACUUUCCAAAGGGGAAUUGAUCUCAGAUAUCACAUAGAUGGGUUGCUUAUGAAUACCAGUAUUAGUUUCUUGGAUAACAUAGCCAGAGAAGCUUCUUAGACUUGGGGGCAUUUCCAGAGGACAAGAAAAUCUGUGCUGAUGCACAUUGCACUGUUGCAUAUUUGUGUUUAUGUUCGAAAGCUGGAAUGGCAGGAUGCCUUUGCCAUCUUGUUGGAACUUGCAAGUAGAAAUCUAUUGAACUUACCAGCAAUUCUAGAAACGCCGCAGAAAUCUCUCAUGGAAAUGCUUCCGAGCUCUACUUUUCUCAGCACAAUGUAUUGCGAAAUUUAGCCUUAUCUGUUGGAGGCCAAGGCAUUGCAUUCCAGAGAAAGAGGUUAAUUAUGCCUAGGAAGAAGAAAAUUUUGCCAGAGAAAUGGGAGUUGCUGAAGUAUGGGCCAUCGCUCAAUUUGUGUCCAUUUACACAGGUUCAAUGGACAAUAGCGGGUGGUAUGAGAGUAAUUUUUCAGAGACAGAGGUCCAGGUGAUUCUCUUUGCUGCAAGUGAAUACCGUCUUCUCCCAUUUAUAAAAUCCAUGAAAAUUUUGAAAUUUGUCAUGGUAUCCAAUUACAGUUCAAAAAGGGCCACGAUGGAGGGUCUGGAUGUCUUAUCUUCACUACUCCAACUAGGAAUGUUCGCUUGGAAAGGUUGGUUACGCCCGACCUGCAGAAACAGAGGAAUGCGCUACACAACUUGGAGAAGCUGUCUUUAAGCUUAUGCGAGGGGUUUGGAAGUGCUUCCACAUUCGACUGCACCAAGCUUCAAGAAUUUAACGUGGAUCAUUGCAGCGGUUUGGACUAAAUGCCACAUACUAUCUGUCAAAUGCCCUUAGCUCGGAUGUGGUCUGUUACGAAUUGCCAUCUGGUUCACAAUCUACCAUAUGAUCUGGCAAAUCUUAGCUGUCUUAUAAUGCUAAGGUUAUCGGCGUUACAAGGAUUGAAAGAACUAGGAGCUUCGAUGCAAUAGAGCCCUCACGUCACCAAAAAGGACCUUGGAGCUAUUCUGGUUUAAAAAACGCACUAGGGUAAUGUCUAUCUAGCAUCCAAAAUUUACCAUUGAUUAUAUUUAAUAAUUAGUUGGAAAAUUUUUUUUCUUGUAUUUUAAUUUUUAAUUAUUUAAAAACAGGAUCAAAUGGUAAAUCUGGAUGUUGGAUAGACAAUGGCCUGUUGUAUAUUGGUAACCUCCGUGUUAUACGACAGUAGGGGACAACAGUCACAACACUUCUGUCGAGUCUUGUAGUCAAUCUGUGCCUUCUGUUUGCAUGAAAUGAAAGAUGCAUCUACAAGUA
This is a messenger RNA of Cryptomeria japonica (Japanese cedar), 7796 nucleotides long. Its product is annotated as disease resistance protein RPV1. The transcript is spliced from 7 exons. Lineage: Eukaryota; Viridiplantae; Streptophyta; Pinopsida; Cupressales; Cupressaceae. The record is from RefSeq and is a predicted model, not a curated record. Gene Ontology annotation, biological process: defense response; signal transduction. Bases 308 to 4210 code for a protein of 1300 amino acids. Gene Ontology annotation, molecular function: ADP binding.